UUUGUAAUUCUUGAUCAUCGAUCUUCAAGAAGACUGCCUUCUGCUACGUCGUCUUUUUUAUGCUUUAUGAUUGUGCAUGCUAGUACUGACUAUAGACUUUAGACCUUGACCAUGCCUAGGCCUAGGUGGACAGAAGGUGAUAGGCCUCUGAAUUCAUUGUGUUGUUAGUUUACUGAUUGAAAAAAUGCAUUUACGACUUUGAUGGCCUCACAAUAAUUUUAGUAUUUCAAAAUCUGGACGGAGUAAUUUGCAAGAUGUUUUCUAGGGUUACAAGGGCUCGUACAUUGCCAGCAGUUAUUUGUUUAUUUAUUAUUGCAUAUGUUGUUGUGAAUAUAUUUAGUAAUAAUUGGACGUAUUUAUCAACUGGUAGCGUGUUAAAGAAGAAUACUCAAGAUCAGGAUAUUCAACUCAAUGAAAUUUCAUUACUGUUAGCGAAAAUUAAUGACAGACUCAACAUCCAAGAUCUGUUUGAUAACAAAUCUCAUAAUUCAAAAGAUAGUCAUCAAGUACAACCAAAUAACAAAUCGGCUGUUAAGACUGUAAAGAAAUUACAAGUUUUUGCAUCCAAAACAAUUAAGGAAAUCAAUAAUAUACCACCGGACUUAAACACUCUACUUGAAGAGCCAAAAAUAAAGCCACCACCAGUUCCAAGAGUGAAUGCCUCUUUCCUGCCAUUUAUAAGAGAUAAACACUAUAAACCUUCGACGUGUCCAAAGACUGUAUCACAAAUAACCAAAUAUUCAAGUUGGUUCCGAGAUCGCUACAUUCCAGAUAUCAAACUGUUUAUGGAUGAAGAAGAUGUCAACAACUUCACAAAUUUUUAUAAACUGUCGCAUUACAGUGCUCCUUUCGGUUUACGGUCACACAAACGAGAGGUUAUUGGCAGAAUUUUAAAUAAUCCUAACUUCACCAACCCAUUGCUGAAAUUAAGAGACAAUCCCCAGAACUGCGUACGAUGUGCUGUGGUUGGAUGUGGUGGCAUUCUUAAUGGAUCAAAUGCAGGCCCAGAGAUCGAUAGUCAUGAUGUUGUUUUCAGGCUUAAUAGGGCCAUUUCCAGAGGACACUUUGCUGAAGAUGUUGGAAGAAAAACAACUUUUUAUACAUUUUUUCCUGAGUCACAACAUAUAGCUGAUGUAGAAGAUGAGGAUGUAUCGCUACUGUUUGCGAUUUUUAAACCAUAUGAUUUGGAAUAUAUUGGAAACACAAUAAACAACAUGGCACCACCAGUUUUCAUAUCAAAAGGAAAAUCCUACAAAAUAAGAAGACCAUUAGCAAAUAAAGACCGACUAAAGUUGCUACAUCCAGAUUUUUUCCGAUACACAUUCACACAUUACCUAGAUGGCAAGUCGCAUCGACCUACGACAGGUGCCCUCAUCGUUAUCCUAGCCCUGCAAAUCUGCGAUGAAGUUGAUAUAUAUGGCUUCGGAUAUGACCAUCGGUUCACCAUGCACUAUUACGACUCGAAGUUUGUUGGUCAUACUGACAAAUCCACCGCGCUACACGACGUUGAUAAUGAACGAGAACUGUGGAAAAAACUCCAUGACGAGGGAAUUUUAAGACUUUUCAAGAGAGACAUCUAGAAAUAACAACCUGUUUCACAAGCUGAAAGACAUUCACUACUGUGCCUUGCUCUUCUGAAGCUUUUAUAUUGUGGUAAAGAAAAUUUAUUGCCUGACCUUUGAACUUGAACCGUGCAAACAGUACACAUACGGAGGAGGGGGCAGACAAAUGUGUACAUUCUUACAUUCUACUAUUUAAUGUGUUUAUAAUUGAUAUAACAAUGGCAACAUUGUUCAGUUUUAUCUUCUUCAUUUCCUUCACCUCGGUCAAAGCACAGCUACAAUAUAAGAAACUACAACUGCAUUUUCAGUUUGUUACAAAAGUUUCUAAUGAGUCAUUGGAUUAGAUGAAUAUUUCCUUGCUAGGCCAAGAUAUGAAUGCACACAGUGAACAUAAUAAAUCUCGCUUUAUGGUGCUGGUUAACAUGAAUGUCAUGAAGCGUAGACCAUCCUAGGCAAGGCCUAGAAAGGCGUAAUGGUUAUGAGAUAACGAGGUGAUUAACUUAUACAAGAACUGAAAACAAUAAAGACAAUGCUGAAAUAAUUCAUAAUAAUGUUUACAAUACAUGUUAAUGUAUUGAACAAUGUCUACUAGGUAAUAGGCAUACCUAAUGACCCCUAAUAAACUUUUUUGUAUUUCGAAGAGCUGCAAAGAGCUCUGCGAACAGUGUCAGUGAGCGUACUACCGGUAACAAAUCAUUCCAAUACGUGUAGCUAAUGCACAUGCACAGUAAUCACUGAGCAAAGGCCAUCGCAACUAACAGUUUGAAUUAUGAAUAUAUAGCAACCUCUGUACAACCAGCAGUUUGAUAGGCUAUGUAAAAGGUGAUAGACGUCAAGUAAUUUCGUACACUAUAGGAAUAGAAGCCUUAGGAGCCAUUAUUUCCUUCUGUGGCAUUUUAGGCAUUUUUUUCAGGAAAUAAUGGCUCCUUCAGCUUCUAUUUCCUAUUGUACUCAAAACCUGACUAUAAUUGCUUAUUAGUGUAUUGUUAUGUUAA
Molecule: messenger RNA, 2557 nt
Organism: Anneissia japonica
Lineage: Eukaryota; Metazoa; Echinodermata; Crinoidea; Comatulida; Comatulidae
Product: alpha-N-acetylgalactosaminide alpha-2,6-sialyltransferase 2-like
Exons: 8
Coding region: 255-1580 (441 amino acids)
Molecular function (GO): sialyltransferase activity
Source: RefSeq, a predicted model, not a curated record